AUUUUGACGUGCUUUUGUUAUUUUGGCACGAUUGAUUUUAACUUUCUCUUUAAUAUGAUUUUUGUCUAUCGGUAUUGUCGAAUGCUAGAGGAAAAUCAGUUCUACGGGAGAUCGGCUGAUUUUCUUGUUAUGUUCUUAUUCGGCGGUGUACUAUCAAUUAUUGCGGCUCUUUUAUUGCAUAUGAUUUUCUUGAGCCACGUCUUAACCACUAUGCUAGUUUAUGUUUGGAGUCGAAAUAAUCCCUCCGUUAUGUUGAAUAUUCUUGGUCUCAUAACUGUGCAUGCUCCUUAUUUGCCUUGGGUUUUCUUCGCUAUUUCCUACAUCCUUGGUAACAAUGCAACCAUGGAUUUUGUUGGUAUCGUUAUUGGACACUUAUACUAUGUGUUAGAAGAUGUCUUUCCAAAUCAACCUAAUGGCUUUCGAAUUCUUCGCACUCGAAAUUUGCUUGAUCGAAGAAAUACAGAUCCUGCUUAUCAACCCUUACCUGAAGAAAGACCUGGGGGAUUUGAAUGGGGAGCACAGUAG
Messenger RNA from Rodentolepis nana, 525 nucleotides. The record is from the annotation of a GenBank genome assembly. Lineage: Eukaryota; Metazoa; Platyhelminthes; Cestoda; Cyclophyllidea; Hymenolepididae.